UGUUCUUUGCGGAUAACAGUUUUCAGCACGGAGUGCGUGCGUGUGCGUGCGUCCAAAACGCAGUUGUGUGUGUGUGCGUGUGCUUUUCCUCUUAUUUUUCUAAAAUAAUUUUAUUGAACUGGUUGGCUUUAUGAAGAGAACGCCACAAAAAGUCCAAGCAUUUGUAUAUUCGUCGCAGAAUUCCGCUUAAAAUUUCCAGCUUAACAAUUCCAAAAUCUGAAAACACUGAAUGCAACACCAACAAAAACGCAGUAGCAGCGACGUCGGCAGAGAAACAACAAGAACAACAAUCGUGGUGAUGAAGCGAUGAGAGAGAGAGAGUGUAAUAUUUGACAGCAUGUGAGCUAAUCAGCAAAGCAGCAAUUUCUGCAAACAUUUUGUGCUUCUUAAGAGCAAUUAAUAAACGAAAAAGUGGGAAAACGUAUACAUAUUAUAGUAACAAAUUUAUUAUUGUUGCAUUCUGUUCUCAAGUCAAUAAAACAAAAGGGUAAACAUAAAAAACAGAGGAGAAAAAACAUUGAGCUGUGACCACCAAGAAACGCAGUCGACUUCUCUGCCGGCAGAACGAAGAAAAAGAAGAAGCAAAAUAAAAAGCAGAUUAACCUGAUUGAAAAAUCUAAAUUUUAAAGAUUGAAUGUUUGGUUGUUUGUCUUAUGUUUGCCCAUUUACACUAAAAAAAAACACGGUGCCAAAAUAGUUGAAAAAUCAGAAUAUCAAAGCAACUACAAAAGCUGCUGCUGGCUUCGACCGAGGCACCAAUCUUAUCGGCGAAAAAAGUGUCCCGGAGCCCAAAUUAUGUUUUUUUUUGUUUAGCGAUGGAUUAUUGAUUCUGAAAUCAGAAAAAUCGAAGAAACUAAUAAGCCAAGUAAAAAAUAGUGACCAUUAAGGCAAGAUGACGGACUUUGUUGAGCUGAUGAACAGCAUGUCUAGUACGUUCAAUAGCGACUGUGCUACUUCAACAGAGGAGGGUGGUACGUUGUUAAAUCUGAACUUGGCGGAGGACAAAACCCUUAAGUGGCGUAAUUUGGCCAAUAACCAGUUCGCCAGUAAAGAAAAAAAGCAAAAGGACAAGGAGGAAGAGCGCAAGGAGGCAAGGAAUCGAGAGGAAAUAGAAGAUAUUAGGGCACUUUUGGCAGAUGUUGUCGAUGCGGCUGCUGUCAAGCUGGAAGAAGAAGCAGCGCAGAAUGCAGAAAAAGUCGAACAAAAUACAAAAAGCGAAAAAGAGGAAGAAGAAAGUAGGAAGGAAGUGGAGUACGGCCAAGAUGUCGCGAAACUAGACUCCGAAAAGGAAGAAAAGCUGAAGAAUGACAAAGCGACAUCCAUAACAGUAAAGCUGGAAAGCAAUGAGCGUGCAGAGAAAAACGCAACGGAAAGUGCAACGACGUCGACAGAGAGAUGGCAGAGCGAAAGCUUUAAAACUGAGCAGCAAAAUAAAGAAGCAGCAGAGCAAGAAGAAGAAGACAUGCUAGCAGCAGCACAAAAACCGGCGGCAAUUGCAGAAUUAGGGACAACAACAAGAGCUGAGGCAGCAGCAGCAUCUCCACUUGUUGUUAGUUCUGCUAGCGUCAAAAUCACUGCUGACGCAACCAACCCAAACCCAAAUGCCAGUAUAAACGGAGAGCAGCAAGCAGCGACGUCGGCAGGGGCAGCGACAUUAGCUGAUAAAAAUGAACAAGCUUCGCCGGGUGGAACGCGACGCUCUCGAAGAACACCCCGACCCACUGACACGCCCACUUCAUCUACCGAUGAACAUGUUCAGGCGGACAAUAAAAAACUCGAAAAGUCGGAGCAGCAUACGGAUUGCAAUAGCCAUCUGGAGAGAUUCACACUGGAAGAAAAUACGGCUAUUGUUAGAUUGCAGCUGAAGAGUGAACCGGAGAAACCGUCACCGACUACAUCAUCGCCUGAAGAAAACUUGACUCCUGCUCCCAAACGAGGAAGGGGUCGAGCCAGAAAAAUAAGACCCGAUGCCGAGGUGGACACCAGUGAGGUUACUUUAACCUGCGAGGAUUCAUUAGGCGAGAAGAAACCGGGACGCAAAAGGAAACUCCCGGAUGAACCGCUAGAUCAGCAGCAAAUAAGCGACUUUGUAGUGGUGAAAACAGAGCAGGAGGAAUUGGGUGAGGCUCCCUUGGGAGAUGUCAAGAGAAUGCGUCGUAGUGUCCGAUUGGGCAAUCGAUUACUCGCCGAUGGAAGCACCUGGGAGGAGGUAAAGGCAGAGCCACUUCCCCCUCAGCCUUCUACAGAGCUUUCCUUGACGGAGGUCACUUCUGAGAUCUUGCCUCUAGCCGUGCUAGAUGAGAAGACCCCACCCAAAAAGCGAGGGCGGAAGGCAAAAAUUCCGCCCGGUGUAAAGUUAGAAUCAGAAACAUCCUCCGUGCUACCCAUUGCUAAUGGCACCAAGAAAUCGAAUUCCACUGGUGGAUCCGAACUUCAGCUGCCCAAGCGUUCAAAAAGAAGAAUUAAACCAACGCCAAAGAUAUUAGAAAAUGACGAGCUGCGCUGCGAGUUCGAAACGAAGCAUAUUGAGCGUAUGACCCACUGGGAAAGUGCUGCAGCAGUAGAUGGGGAUUUUGAAACGCCAACAACAGGCGGUAAUGGCUCGAAUUCCUCGACUUCAAGGCAAAAGAGCGACAAGUCUGACGGGAGCAACUUCGACGGUGGCCCAGGACAUCCAGCGGGCACAAGUGCCAUAAAAAAACGACUCUUCUCAAAGUCCCAGCGGGACAUUGAGAACUAUGGUGCUGCAAUGUUAGCCAAAAGCAAAUUACGUCCGUGUCCGGAUGUCGAACAGUUUCUAAGCGACAUCAAGGCAUCCCGAAUUAAUGCAAAUCGAUCACCAGAAGAAAGAAAAUUAAACAAAAAACAGCAACGAAAACUGGCCAAACAGAAGGAGAAGCACCUAAAGCAUUUGGGACUGCAAAAAAACCACAGAGAUGAGCCCUCGGAUAACGACAGUUCCAAUACGGACAAUGAAUUUUUACCUACUACAAGAGUGCAGGUGGGAAAACCAAGUGUUACUUUGAGAGUGAGGAAUAGUGUUACCAAGGAGCUGCCCACAACACCCACUGCCGCUCAGAAAUCGCGGAGUCCAGUCGUGCAGGCAGCGAAACUCACGAGAAGAAUAGGGGCAAGAGGAGCCGGAGAAGUUACUGUGGCAACCCGAGCAGGUGUGUCCAUUUCUACACUCGAUGCGGAGCAGCUUCACUCGUUGAACACAUCGAUUCAAGCUGAUGUUACUCCCAUAAGAGACUUAGAUAUGAGGCCCAGCACCUCAAGAGUGGCAAAGUUUAUUUGUCUAUGCCAGAAGACUUCCCAGUACUAUGCCAGGAAUGCCCCGGAUUCAUCAUACUGCUGUGCCAUCGAUCACAUCGACGAGCAGAAAAUUGGCUGUUGUAACGAACUGUCCUCGGAGGUUCACAAUCUACUCAGACCCAGCCAACGGGUUAGCUAUAUGAUCCUAUGCGACGAACACAAAAAGCGCCUAAACUCACACAAUUGCUGCGCGGGAUGUGGCAUAUUUUGUACACAGGGAAAAUUUGUGUUAUGCAAGCAGCAGCACUUCUUUCAUCCCGAUUGUGCCCAGCGAUUUAUUCUAAACACUUCAUACGAGAAAGAACUCGUCGAUAUGGGAGAUCCGGGAGUCAAAUUCAGCAGUCCCGUGUUGGUGCUUAAGUGCCCCCACUGUGGAUUGGAUACACCAGAGCGGACCUCCACGGUGACCAUGAAGUGUCAGACCCUGCCUGUUUUUCUGCGCACCCAAAAGUACAAGAUCAAACCUGCCAGGUUGACAACCUCUCCGCACCUAGCUCAAUUUGGAACCGUUGGGAAAGUCAAUACUUCAGGAGCCAAGGCCAGAAACAAGGGAGCACCUUCCACCGCCGUAACCUUAAGCGCAUCAUCAUGCUCUGCCUCAAAAACAAAUGGAAACCAGAGAGGCAGGGCCGGCAGCUCCCAUUCUAACUCCGGCCAUGCUCUUAAUUCGAUAAACUUUGCUCAACUCAUACCCGAGUCCGUAAUGAAUGUAGUACUACGGGGUCAUGUGGUUUCUGCCAGUGGUCGCGUGACCACAGAAUUUACGUCGCGGGAUAUGUACUAUGCAGUCCAAAACGAUGACUUGGAGCGCGUAGCGGAGAUUCUGGCUGCUGACUUCAACGUGCUGACUCCCAUACGGGAAUACUUAAAUGGCACCUGCCUGCAUUUGGUGGCCCACUCGGGCACACUUCAGAUGGCAUAUCUGCUGCUCUGCAAAGGAGCAAGUUCACCGGAUUUCGUUAACAUUGUGGAUUAUGAACUGCGGACUGCUUUAAUGUGUGCGGUGAUGAACGAGAAGUGCGACAUGCUAAAUCUUUUUCUGCAAUGUGGCGCGGAUGUGGCCAUUAGGGGUCCCGAUGGCAAGACGAGUCUGCAUAUUGCUGCCCAGUUAGGCAACUUAGAAGCCACUCAGUUGAUUAUAGACAGCUACCGGACUUCUCGAAAUAUUACCAGCUUUUUAAGUUUUAUUAAUGCGCAAGAUGAGGGUGGUUGGACGGCCAUGGUCUGGGCCGCAGAGCUGGGACACACGGAUAUAGUUAGGUGGGUUCCUCUGCCCCUAGUGGUUCUCUUAAAGCUGAUUAAUAUUUCUCCCUUCUUUAGCUUUCUGCUAAACCAGGAGGCUGAUCCUAACAUCUCCGACAAUGACAACAAUACGGUGCUGCACUGGUCCACGCUGCACAAUGAUGGUUUGGACACGAUUACGGUCCUGCUGCAGGCAGGGGCGGACUGCAAUGUACAGAAUGUGGAGGGCGACACGCCUCUGCACAUUGCCUGCCGUCAUUCUGUUACCCGCAUGUGCAUCGCAUUAAUAGCUAAUGGAGCUGAUCUAAUGAUUAAGAACAAGGCGGAACAGCUUCCCUUUGAUUGCAUCCCGAACGAGGAGUCUGAAUGCGGUCGCACUGUAGGUUUUAAUAUGCAGAUGCGCAGUUUCAGACCUCUAGGCCUCCGUACCUUUGUGGUUUGUGCAGAUGCCUCGAAUGGCAGGGAGGCACGACCAAUACAGGCGGUUCGAAACGAACUGGCGAUGUCUGAAAAUGAGGAUGAGGCAGAUUCGCUUAUGUGGCCGGAUUUUCGCUAUAUAACGCAAUGCAUCAUCCAGCAGAACUCGGUGCAGAUUGACCGACGCGUUUCACAAAUGCGCAUCUGCUCCUGCCUGGAUAGUUGCAGUAGCGAUCGGUGUCAGUGCAAUGGAGCCUCCUCGCAGAAUUGGUACACAGCCGAAAGUCGGCUGACCGCCGACUUUAACUACGAGGAUCCUGCUGUAAUCUUCGAAUGCAACGACGUCUGCGGUUGCAAUCAGCUGUCCUGCAAAAACCGUGUAGUACAGAAUGGCACAAGGACACCGCUACAGAUUGUCGAGUGCGACGAGCAGGCGAAGGGCUGGGGAGUACGGGCGUUGGCCAAUGUCCCCAAGGGCACUUUUGUGGCCAGUUAUACAGGUGAGAUUUUGACCGCAAUGGAGGCAGAUCGACGCACCGAUGACAGCUACUACUUUGACCUGGACAACGGUCACUGCAUCGAUGCCAACUAUUAUGGCAAUGUAACCCGGUUUUUUAACCACUCGUGUGAACCGAAUGUUUUGCCCGUUCGUGUUUUCUACGAACAUCAGGACUACAGAUUCCCGAAGAUCGCCUUCUUUGCCUGCCGCGACAUCGAUGCCGGAGAGGAGAUAUGUUUUGACUACGGAGAAAAAUUCUGGCGCGUGGAACAUCGCUCCUGUGUGGGAUGUCGAUGCCUGACAGCAACCUGCAAGUACGCCUCCCAAUCCUCAAGCACAAAUGCCUCGCCCACGGAUGCAACAACUGCAACGGAACCUGAAACGGGAACGCUGCCGUCUACAAUUGCGGAGAAAAUUGAGCAGGCGUAGACGAAAACCACCUCAACUCGAAAUGAUUGCAGAUUCCUCAUUUUCAUCCGACAAACAAAAUACCCACCAAUACCAUCAGCAACCAGAUAAGACAGACAUCUGACAUCACAGCAUCAACAGAUUCGAUAACCAUGUGUGUAAUAUUUUCGUAUGAACGCUGAAUCGUCCGACCGGGCCUUUCUUCUUUGACUGCCAAAUGUUUCAUGGUUAACAAAUUUUUUAUCUAUUUUUACGUAUACAAAUAGUGUUUGUUUAUUAUUAUGAAUUUCGUUUUAUUUGUAUUAAUUUCUUUACCCCCUAUCAAUAAUGUUUUUAUUAUUAGUACCUGUAACAACAAAUUAGUUUAUACUUCCUGCGCGAGACAAACUAAUCAAAUAAGAAGGGCAAAUCAAAAUUGCUUCCCGAGA
Molecule: messenger RNA, 6309 nt
Organism: Drosophila teissieri
Lineage: Eukaryota; Metazoa; Arthropoda; Insecta; Diptera; Drosophilidae
Gene: G9a
Product: histone-lysine N-methyltransferase EHMT2
Exons: 9
Coding region: 893-5902 (1669 amino acids)
Cellular component (GO): nucleus
Molecular function (GO): protein-lysine N-methyltransferase activity; p53 binding; histone methyltransferase activity
Source: RefSeq, a predicted model, not a curated record